AUGUUCGGUCGCCAGCGCAAGGGUGGCGUCUUGGAGGUGGAUCUGCCGAACGCGAAGGCAUGGGGCGGAGAGGUGAUCUGGCGGCUGCGAUGGGACGAGUUUAACCUGUGUGACGAGGAGGAUUACAUGUACGAACGCUUUACGGUCUACGGUUUGGACUGCAGCUUAGUGUUCCGUCCCAUGUUUUAUUUUCAUUUGGACGUAGCAGGGGAGUUCGAAGUCCACGCGGUGAUCAACGGCGAGGAGUUCACCUUGACGCAGAACAAAAGGCAAGUGUCCCCCAAUCGUGUUCCUGCGGGAAAGGAUGUUGAAAUUGUCAUUCAUUUUGUGAGACUUGCUCCUAACAGCCUGACAGAUGCAUUGCCCAAGCUGCUGUUGAAAUCUCACCUGCAAAAGACGAAGGCUUUACGAGCCGCAGAAGGCGAGGCAAAGCGCCUGGAUGGUGAGUUGCAAGAGUCGGAGGCAGAGACAAAGCGGUUGGCCGCAGAGGUCGACCGCUGUCAUGCUUUGAUCAACGCAGGGAGCCACCAGGCUGCUGAGCGGGAGUGCCGUUUGACCGGUUCUGCGGUGAAGAUUCAGGCUAAGUGGCGCCAGGUGUUGACUCGGAGGCGGUUUUUGCGGGAACGUGAUGAGACAGACCGGCGCCUGCGGCAGGCGAAGCGGGUCAGAGCCAUUUUGUGUUUGCAGACCCUUUGGCGCUUGAAGCAGAAGAAGUGUCAACGCCGGUGGCUACAUGCACAGAAUGGUUGCUCCAACACAGAGACUCCAUACGAUGCAAUUCUGGACUGCAUGGCUUUGCUUACAUCAGCUUUCGAUUCUUUGGCAGAGUUUUUGAAGGAAGGCAAGAUCGAGUUCCUCCAAAAGGCAGAAUCACUUCUUGAAAUCGCAAAGGAGAGUCGCUAUCGCGUCGUUGCAGUCGUUGGGCUCUUUGACAAAGGCAAGACCUGGCUCCUGAACAAGUUGUUUGGCGCGAACCUACCUGCUGGAAAACUUUGCACCACGAAAGGCUUGAGUUUCCUUUGGAUCAAAGAGCGCCGGAUGUUGGUGCUUGACUCUGCUGGCGUGCAAUCCACUGUCUCGUAUCGAGCACAAGCUGUGGACGCCAUCCAUGAUGCUCAGACCACCGAAUCCUUGAUGUUUGAGAUGGUUUCAAGGAUUCGGACUUGGCAAAACUACAAUUUGCGAUUGCAGCACAUGGAUCCUUUCAUUGUCGUUCUUUGCAUGAUUUCUCAUCGUAUGGUCUUUGUGGUCAACGAUUUGACCUGGUUUGAGCAGAAGUAUGUGGCGAUGCUCCAUCAGAAGUACGUGCAGUGCAAGCAACACAAGGAACUCAUUGUCGUUCACAACCUGAGAAACACUUGUGAUGUGGCAGAAGCGAGCAUGCUCUUCAGGCGUCAGGUAAUGCAGUGCUAUGACGGAGAACCGUCGCACCAGGCCAAGCUGAUUUUCACUGCAGACCUUGGUGAAGGAGUUCCUCCAGUGCAUCACAUCGGGCUCUGCUACGAGUUCUCCAAAGCAGGGGAUGCGUUCAAUGCCACGAACCGCGAGUAUUUGCUCCAGAGCCUGGAACAUGGCAACACGCUGGGAACCAACAUCGUUCUCACUGACUUGCUUUGUUCAGAGCUUUCCCGGCUUCUUCCCAAAUUUGUCAACAUCGAGACCAUUGAACCGGAGGCGUCAGCUGCUUCAGAGCAGGCUGUUUCAGUGAUCUUCCAGGGUGCCAAUGACAAGGCUUCAGUCCCCAAAGUUGAAGGCACUCGCUACGCUUCUUCUGGCACCUUCUGCAUGCGCCUCUCGAACGACAAAGCUCGCGUGACGACCAAGACCCGUGGCGUCAUCUCCCCACUGGGAGAGAUCAUCGCUCACGACGUGAGCUUCGAUCCCAUUGUGCAUGUCUUUGACAAAGCCAUUGACACUGGCGUGCAGCGUUUCAUUCGCAUCGAAUGUCCAGGCAUUGUGGAAGAGGAAAUCGAAUGGCAGGAGCUUCCUAACGGUGUGAAGGUCACCAUCAACAAGAAGCCGCCCAUCGAGGAACAUGCAGUUCAGCCGGUGGAGCCCAUUAGGCAGCAUCACGGAAUGUGGGAGCGCGAGUUCUUCUUCGAUCAGACAGAGGGACGUUUUGAGCUUUGUGAAGAUGAAGCCAUGCUGGAGAAUGGCGUUCUCACCAUGGUGCUGAAGAAAGCCCUGCAGCCUCGCAAGGGGCGCUUGGGCAAAGCACGGGCUCGACGCCCGGAUGCCCAUGCACAAGGAAAACUGCACCUUCCGCUUUCUGCGAGCGCAUCGGAUUGCACCUCUGCGAUCCUGGUGUCGGAAGUGGCGUCGGAGGCUGCGAGCCGAAAGCUGGCCGCAAUGGCGUAG
Cladocopium goreaui is the source of this 2358-nucleotide messenger RNA. The record is from the annotation of a GenBank genome assembly. NCBI's taxonomy places the organism in Eukaryota, Dinophyceae, Suessiales, Symbiodiniaceae.